GCUGCACUUGUUCUCUUAGCAGUUUGCAGCGGCCAUUUCAAAGAAACCAUCACAAAGACAAGAGAAAGAUCAGGGAAGCAGCCAUUCCCAAGAUGCUGGCAUCCUGCCUUCUGAGAAGAGCCGUCCUUACAGCUCCUUUAGUUUUUGUGGUUGCCCUGCUGGUGGCGGAGCCUGUUAGAGCUGACCAAGAAGCAGGAACAGCCAUUCCAGCUGAAAGCCGCCCCUGUGUCGAUUGCCAUGCCUUUGAGUUCAUGCAGAGAGCUCUGCAGGAUUUAAAGAAGACAGCAUAUAAUCUAGACACGAGGACAGAAACUCUGCUUCUUCAGGUGGAAAAGAGAAAUCUGUGUGACUGUGUAGCUGCCAAUCUACUGAACUGAAUCCUGGAGACACCUGAGGAGAGUCACCGGCCCAGCGGUUUUUAAAAUGCAGCUGUAUAAAAUACAGCUUUAUGGAGCUCACAUUGCAAGCAUGUAUGCCCCAAUGUACCAGUGAGAUCGGGGCCCUGUCUCUGAUGUAUUUGUCUGUUCUGUAUCUUUUUUAAAAAGUACCCUCUUCUCCCAUCUGCUGGAUUGCCAGUGAAGGCUCAAUUCACUGAAAUCUGUUACUUGAUAUUAGGGUGGGGGGGAAAAUGUACCUGCUUUGAUUUUUAAUCAGAACUUGCCAAGUGUAACCCCCAAGAUAAUAUUGGAGAUCAGUGCCCUAGAGACAUGUGCAGCUCGUUUUUGUCUCUAAUAUGAACAUAUGUCUGUGGCAACUUACCCAGUUACAUUGAGACAUGGCAUUGUGGUCUCUGUAGGCUUUGCCUGUGUAUUAAAGAUGAUGAAGUCCUUUC
Pseudopodoces humilis (Tibetan ground-tit) is the source of this 832-nucleotide messenger RNA. RefSeq names its product NELL2-interacting cell ontogeny regulator 1-like. NCBI's taxonomy places the organism in Eukaryota, Metazoa, Chordata, Aves, Passeriformes, Paridae. The record is from RefSeq and is a predicted model, not a curated record.